GGUGGCGAUACGUGUGAGUAUCUUCUGUCCAGUGGGAGAUUUCUUGGAGAAAAAGUAUGGCAACCCCACAGCUGUAUGAUGCAUAAGUAUAAAAAUAGUGAAGCAAAAAAUUGCCUCGUAGACAAACAUGUUGUGUUUAUAGGAGAUUCUAGAAUUCGACAGCUGUUCUAUUCAUUUAUAAAACUCAUAAAUCCUCAAGUCAAAGAAGAAGGAAAUAAGCAUGGCAAUAUCCCAUUUGAAGAUAAAUCUGCUUCAAUUAAAGUGGAUUUCCUGUGGUAUCCAGAAGUUAAUGGCUCUAUGAGACAACGUAUCAAAUCUUGGACUGAGAGUUCUGCAGCAAAACCUCAUAUAAUUGUAGCAGGAGCUGCCACGUGGUCUAUCAAGAUUCAUAAUGGCAGCAAUGAAGCCCUCACACAGUAUAAAAUCAAUAUCACUUCAAUUGCACCCCUUUUGGAAAAAUUAGCAAAAACUAGUGAUGUUUACUGGGUCUUACAAGAUCCCGUUUAUGAAGAUAUGCUGAGUGAAAGUCGGAAAAUGAUCACUAAUGAGAAAAUAGAUGCUUAUAAUGAAGCAGCUGUUCGUAUUCUGAACAGCAGCUCCCGAAAUUCCAAAGCUAAAGUUAAAGUGUUCAGUGUAUCAAAAUUGAUAGCACAAGAAACUAUCAUGAAGUCUACAGAUGGCCUGCAUCUCCCUGAAUCAAGCAGAGAUACAAAUGCGAUGAUUCUUAUGAAUGUCUACUGCAAUAAGAUAAUGAAGCCCAUUGAUGGCUCCUGCUGCCAGCCUCAGCCUCCUCUCACUCUGAUACAGAAGUUAGCUUUCUGUUUCUUUACUUUGUCCAUUAUUGGAUAUUUAAUUAUCUGUUUAAUUCAUCGGAAUAAUUAUCAGAAGAGCAAAUCAUGCACUGAUUUGGAAAGUGGAGAGGAGAAGAAACCUGCUAUCAGCACUCCUGUUUCUACUUUAGAGAUUCUCUUACACUCCUUCUGCAAACUUGGUCUAAUCAUGACCUAUUUUUAUCUGUGUGACAGAGCAAAUCUUUUCAUGAAGGAAAAUAAAUAUUACACACAUUCAUCUUUCUUCAUACCAAUCGUCUAUAUCUUGGUUUUGGGGGUAUUUUAUACUGAAAAUACCAAAGAGACUAAAGUGUUAAAUAGAGAACAGACUGAUGAAUGGAAGGGCUGGAUGCAACUUGUUAUUUUGAUAUAUCAUAUCUCUGGAGCAAGCACUUUUUUACCUGUGUACAUGCACAUUCGAGUUCUGGUUGCUGCAUAUCUGUUCCAAACAGGUUAUGGGCACUUCUCAUAUUUUUGGAUAAAAGGGGACUUUGGUGUCUACAGAGUUUGUCAGGUUUUAUUUCGUCUCAAUUUCUUGGUUGUGGUACUGUGCAUAGUGAUGGACCGACCUUACCAGUUCUACUACUUUGUGCCAUUAGUGACUGUCUGGUUUAUGAUCAUUUAUGCCACCUUAGCUAUAUGGCCUCAGAUAGUCCAGAAAAAAGCAAAUGGAAACUGCUUGUGGCACUUUGGUUUACUGCUGAAACUGAUUUGCUUACUGACAUGUAUAUAUUUUCUGUCAUAUUCUCAGGGUGCAUUCGAGAAGAUAUUUUCCUUUUGGCCACUGUCCAAGUGUUUUGAACUGAAUGGGAAUGUCUAUGAAUGGUGGUUUAGGUGGAAGUUGGAUCGCUAUGUGGUUUUUCAUGGGAUGCUGUUUGCUUUUGUUUAUCUGGCAUUGCAGAAACGUCAGAUGAUAUCAGAAGGAAAAGGAGAUCCUCUUUUCUCCAAUAGAGUUUCAAAUGUUUUAUUAUUUAUUUCAAUUGUAUCCUUUUUGGCCUACUCUAUUUGGGCUAGUAGCUGUAAAAACAAGACAGAGUGCAAUGAGCUACAUCCUUCUGUUUCUGUGGUGCAGAUUUUAGCUUUCGUCCUCAUUAGGAACAUUCCUGGGUACGUCCGAUCUAUGUAUAGCUCAUUCUUUGCCUGGUUUGGCAAAAUUUCUCUAGAGCUUUUCAUUUGUCAAUACCAUAUUUGGCUGGCAGCAGACACAAAGGGGAUCUUGGUGCUUAUCCCUGGAUAUCCAAUGUUUAAUGUUCUUGUCAGCACUUUCAUAUUUGUGUGUGUGGCACAUGAAAUUUCUCAGAUCACCAAUGAUCUGGCACAGAUUGUGGUUCCUAAAGAUAACUCAACUCUGCUGAAAAGGUUGCUAUGCGUAGCUGGAUUUUUCUCCGGACUACAUCUCUUUUCAGCAAUGCAAGAUCAGUCAAGGCAUUGACUUGGAAAGAUUCUUGGAAACUUUCUUCAGGUUU
Nestor notabilis (Kea) is the source of this 2296-nucleotide messenger RNA. It is a transcript of the gene CASD1, whose product is annotated as CAS1 domain containing 1. Gene Ontology annotation, cellular component: Golgi membrane. Bases 76 to 2262 code for a protein of 728 amino acids. The transcript is spliced from 17 exons. NCBI's taxonomy places the organism in Eukaryota, Metazoa, Chordata, Aves, Psittaciformes, Psittacidae. The record is from RefSeq and is a predicted model, not a curated record. Gene Ontology annotation, molecular function: N-acetylneuraminate 9-O-acetyltransferase activity.